AAAAGGCUUAGAGAGCCAGGAUUCUGCAAGGACAGGCACAGAAGAGGCUCUGCCGGCAGGGGCUACACAGAGUUCAUGUUUUUGGGGGGCUUUCUUACUCUCUGGACACGAUGGCGGAGGCUGAGGCCUGGAAGUGCUCUUCUCAGGAUCCUGCUUCAGCUCCAGGAGACAGAGAUACUGCAGACCCAGUACGAGCAGCUGGUGACCGACCUGCUACGCUGGAUUGCAGAGAAGCAGGCGCAGCUGGAGGCACGGGAUUUCCCAAACUCGCUGCCGGCCAUGCGGCAGCUACUGGCAGCAUUUGCCUCCUUCCGCACCCAGGAGAAGCCACCUCGGCUGCAGCAGCGAGGGGCUGCAGAGGCGCUAUUCUUCCGGCUACAGACGGCGCUCCAAGCCCAGAACCGUAGGCCCUUCUUGCCUCACCAGGGCCUGGACCUUGUAGAGCUGUCCCAGUGCUGGGCAGGGCUGGAGUGGGCAGAGGCUGCACGGAGCCAGGCCCUACAGCACAGGCUACUGCAGCUGGAGCGGCUAGAAACCCUGGCCCGGCGCUUCCAGCGCAAAGCGGCCCUCCGGGAGAGUUUCCUUAAGGAUGCAGAGCAGGUGCUGGACCAGGCCGGAGCCCCGCCAGCCAGCCUGGCUGCAGUGGAGGCAGCUGUCCAGAGGCUGGGCAUGCUGGAGGCUGGCAUCCUGCCCCAGGAGGGGCGCUUCCAGGCCCUGGCUGAGAUCGCAGACAUCCUCCAGCAGGAGCAGUACCACAGCUGGGCAGAUGUGGCCCACAGGCAGGAGGAAGUUACCCUGCGCUGGCAGAGGCUCCUCCAGUGUCUACAGGGACAGAGGAAGCAGGUGGCAGAUAUGAAGGCUGUGCUGAGCCUGCUCCAGGAGGUGGAGGCUGCCUUCAAACAGCUGGAGGAGCUGCAGGAGCUGGCCAGCUCCACCACCUGUGGGCAGCAGCUGGCAGAGGUGGUAGAGCUGCUGCAGAGGCAUGACCUGCUGGAGGCCCAAGUCUCAGCCCACGGAGCCCACGUGACCCAUCUUGCCCAGGAGGCAGCAGAGCUGGACUCCCUGCUGGGUACUAGUGUGGAGGUGCUGCAAGCCAAGGCCAGGACACUGGCUCAGCUCCACCAGAGCCUGGUGGCUCUUGUCAAGGCCCGGCGAGCCCUGCUGGAGCAGACCCUGCAGCGGGCAGAGUUCCUGCGCAACUGUGAGGAGGAGGAAGCCUGGCUGAAGGAGUGCAGACAGCGGGUGGGGAAUGCGGCCCUGGGCCGGGAUCUCCACCAGAUCGCAGGCGCCCUGCAAAAACACAAGGCCCUGGAAGCUGAGGUCCACCGCCACCAGGCCGUGUGCGUAGAUCUCGUGCGGAGGGGACGCGACCUCAGCACCCGAGGGCCCGCGACGCAGCCGGAUCCCGGGGAACGCGCAGAGGCCGUGCAGUGCUCUUGGCAGCUGCUCAGGACCUGCGUGGCGGAGGAGGGCGCACAGCUGCAGACAGCCCUGCUGGUCCUGCAGUACUUCGCGGACGCGGCGGACGCGGCUUCCUGGCUGAGCGAGCAGCGAUCCUCGCUGGAGAGCGCGUCCUGCGGCCAGAACCAGACCGCAGCCGAGGCCCUGCUGCGGCGCCAUAUGCGGCAGGAGCGCGUCCUGUUUGCCUUCGCCGCGGAGCUGCAGCGGCUGGAGGAGCAGGCGCGGGUGGCCUCGGCCCGGGCGUCAUUCACGGUGAAGUCUGCCCCGAGCCCUCCAGGAGAAAGCCUGAGGAACCCAAGGCCCCGGAGUGAGGCUUCCUGCUGGGAAGUGAUGGCCCUCCCAGCAGAGCCGGACCCUGGCUUUGAUCCCAACACUAUACUCCAGACACAGGACCGCUUGAGUCAAGACUAUGAGAGUCUGCGGGCCCUGGCAGAGCUCCGCAGGGCCCAGUUGGAGGAGGCCAUGGCCCUGUUUGGCUUCUGCAGUUCCUGUGAGGAGCUCCAGUCAUGGCUGGAGGAGCAGACAGCACUGCUCCAGAGGAUGCAGCCCCAGGUUGACAGCGUGGAGGUCACGCAGCUCAAAUAUGAGAACUUCCUUACUGCCCUGACUGUGGGAAAGGGCCUCUGGGCUGAGGUCAGCAGCUCUGCUGAGCAACUGAAGCAGAGAUAUCCUGGGGAUGCCACAAAAAUCCAGCGGGAGCAGGAGGAACUGAGGCAGAGGUGGGGGCAGCUAGAGGUCCUGAAGCAGGAGAAGGCCAUGCAGCUGGCCCGCAGUGCGGAAGUGCACAGCUUUCUGCAGGAGUGUGGCCCCACACAGAUCCAGCUGCAGGAUGUCCUCCUCCAGCUGGAGGCCCUGCAGCCGGGGAGCUCAGAGGACACCCACCGCACCCUGCAGCUGGCCUGGAAGAAGACCCUGAUGCUGGAGAGGAGGGUCCACCUCCUCCAAAGGGUGGUUAUAAAGGUUGAGGAGUCAGGCCACGCGGAGAGCCAGCCCCUGCAAGGACAGGUGGAGACACUGCAGGGGCUGCUGAAGCAGGUACAGGAACACGUGGCCCGACAGGCACAGGGCCAGGCUGAAGCUCAGACCCGGAACAGCCUCCUGCAGGAGAGCCUGCGGCUGCGUCUGUGGGCAGAGAGAAUCCAUGCUCAGCUGCACAGCAAGGAGGAGCCGGUGGAUGUGGCCUCGGCUCAGCGGCAGCUGUGGGAGCAUGGAGAUCUGCUGGAGGAGAUCCACCUGUGGCGGGAGAGGCUGCAGCAGCUGGAUGCUCAGAGCCAGCCCAUAGCAGCGUUGGACUCCCCGGACUGCCAAGAGGUGGCCAACACUCUGAGGCUCCUAGGGCAGCAGGGCCAGGAGCUGAAGGCUAUGUGGGAGCAGAGGCAGCAGUGCCUGCAGGAGGGGCUGGAGCUGCAGAGGUUUGGCCGAGAAGUGGAUGGUUUCACUGCCACCUGUGCCAACCAUGAGGCCUGGCUGCACCUGGACAACCUUGGGGAGGACGUGAUGGGGACCCUGAGCCUGUUGCAGCAGCACCGGGAGUCUGAGCAGCUCCUGAGCAGCCUGGGCCCUCGGGCAGAGGCUCUGUGGGCACACGGCGAGAAGGUGGUCCGGAGCCAGCACCCAGCUGCAUACACGGUCAGAGAGCAGCUGCAGAGUGUCCAGGCGCAGUGGACCAGGCUGCAGACAAGGAGUGAGCAGAGGAAGAGGCAGCUGCUGGCUUCCCUCCAGCUCCAGGAGUGGAAGCGGGAUGUGGCAGAGCUGAUGCAGUGGAUGGAGGAGAAGGGGCUGCUGGCAGCACAUGAGCCCUCUGGAGCCCCCCAAAACAUCCUGCAGACACUCAAGCGGCACGAAGCAGCUGAGUGCGAGCUGCUGGCCACCCGAAGACACGUGGAGGCCCUGCAGCAGGCUGGGAGAGAGCUGUUGAGUAGGAGGCCCCAUGGCCAGGAGGACAUACAGACCAGGCUUCAAGGCCUGAGGAGCAAGUGGGAAGCACUGAACUGCAAGAUGGCUGAGCGUGGGGACAAGCUCCGGCAGGCUGGACAGGAGGAGCAGCUCCUGAGGCAGCUGCAGGAUGCAAAGGAGCAGCUUGAGCAACUGGAAGGAGCCCUGCAGAGCUCGGAAACUGGGCAGGACCUGCUCUCCAGCAAGAGGCUGCAGAGACGGCACCACCAGCUGGAGAGCGAGAGCCAGGCCCUGGCCAGCAAGAUGACUACCCUCGCCUCCCAGGCACACAGCAUGGCCACUUCCCUGGCCAUCCUGGAAGACACCCAGAAGUACCUCCAGAGGCUGGAGUUUCUGCAGGGGCAGCUGGCCAUCCAGGGCUUGCAGCUGCAGGCCUCUGUGGAGCUGCACCAGUUCUGCCACCUGAGCAACACAGAGCUCUCAUGGGUGGCCGAGCACAUGCCCCAUGGCAGCCCUACCCGCUCUGCCGAGUGCUUAGAUGGUGUCCAGAGCCUUCUCCGCAAGCACAAGGUGCUCCAGGUGGAAGUGAGAGCUCACCAGGGGCAGGUGCAGCGGGUGCUGAGUUCCGGACGGAGCAUGGCAGCCUCGGGGCACCCCCAAGCUCCAAGCAUCGUGGAGAAGUGCCAGGAGCUGGAAGGCCGCUGGGCAGAGCUGGAGAGGGCAUGUGAGGCGCGGGCCCAGUGUCUGCAGCAGGUGGUCGCUUUCCAGCAGUACUUUCUGGAUGCAUCAGAGCUGGAGGGCUGGGUAGAGGAGAAGCGGCCGCUGGUCAGCAGUCGGGACUAUGGCAGAGACGAGGCAGCCACCCUUGGGCUCAUUAAGAAGCACAAGGUCCUACAGGAGGAACUAGCUGUUCACUGGAGCUCUGUGGAGGAGCUUGACUGGAGGGCCCAAACCCUCACUGGCCCUGAAGCCCCUGAGCAGCAGCGUGUGGUACAGGAGAGGCUCCGGGAGCAGCUGCGGGCGCUGCAGGAGUUGGCAGCCACGCGGGGCCGGGAGCUAGAGGGCACCCUGAAACUGCACGAGUUCCUGAGGGAGGCCAAGGACCUGCAGAACUGGCUGGCCAGCCAGAAGCAGGCAGCCAAAGGCGGGGAGAGUCUGGGGGAAGACCCCGAGCACACCCUGCACCUCUGCACCAAGUUUGCAAAGUUUCAGCGCCAAGUGGAGACAGGCGGCCAGCGGGUGGCAGCCUGCAGGCUGCUAGCGGAGAGCCUGUUGGAACGUGGGCACAGCACCGGCCCCAUGGCCCGUCAGAGGCAGCAGGAUCUGCAGGCCACCUGGUCGGAGCUGUGGGAGCUGACCCAGGCCCGAGGCCGCCUGCUCCGAGAUGCUGAGACCGCCCUCAGAGUUCACAGAGAUCUCUUGGAAGUCCUCACCCAGGUCCAGGAGAAAGCCACGAGCCUCCCCAACAAAGUGGCACGGGACCUGCGUGGGCUGGAGGCCCAACUUAGGAGCCACCAGGGGCUGGAGCGAGAACUCAUGGGCACAGAGCGGCAGCUGCAGGAACUGCUGGAGACUGCAGGCAGGGUGCAGAAGCUGUGUCCAGGGCCUCAGACCCAUGCCGUGCAGCAGAGGCAGCAAGCUGUGAUGCAGGCAUGGGCAGUGCUGCAGCGACGCAUGAAGCAGCGCAGGGCCCAGCUGGAGCGUGCACGCCUCCUGGCCCGCUUCCGCUCAGCGGUGCGUGACUACACUUCCUGGGCAGCCCGCAUGCGGCAGGAACUGCAGGUGGAGGAGAGCUCGCCAGAGCCCAGCAGUGCCCCCCUGAAGCUCAGUGCCCACCAAUGGCUCCGGGCAGAGCUGGAGGCCCGGGAGAAGCUGUGGCAGCGCGCCAGCCAGCUGGGUCAGCAGGCGCUCCUGGGUGCAGGGGCACCUGCCAAGGAGGUCCAGGAAGGACUUCGAGCCCUGCAGGACCAGCGAGACCAGGUGUUCCAGGGCUGGGCACGGAAGCAAGAGAGGCUGCAGGCUGAGCAGCAGGAGCAGCUGUUCCUCAGAGAGUGUGGCCACCUGGAGGAGAUCGUCAGGGCCCAGGAGGUCUCCCUGAAAACCAGUCCCUUGGGGAGCUCGGUGGAAGAGGUAGAACAGUUGAUUCGAAAGCACAAGAUCUUCCUGAAGGUUCUGACUGCCCAGGACAAGAAGGAGGCAGCCCUGCGUGAGCGGCUGAAGGCGUUCCGGGGCCCCCGGGGGCAGGACCCGCUUCCCGCCGUGCUACAGCUCCGGGCCAGAGUGAAGGAGCUGGCGGAGAGCCGGGGACACGCCCUGUGCGCCUCACUGCUGAUGGCCAGCUUCAUCCAGGCCGCAACCCAGGCUGAGGACUGGAUCCAGGUGCAGGCCCAGCGGCUGAAGGAGCCGAUCUCUGCAGGGGACCUGAGAGAAAAGCUGAAGCCCCUGCUGAGACACCAGGCCUUUGAGGCUGAAGUCCGGGCCCAUGAGGAGGUCUUGAUCUCUGUUGCCAAGAAGGGCGAGGAUCUCCUGGCACAGAGCCACCCUCGAGCAGGAGAGGUCUCCCAGUGGCUGCAGGGGCUGCAGAAGCAGUGGGAGGACCUGAGGCAGGCGGUGGCCCUCAGAGGCCAGGAGCUGGAGGACAAGCGGAAGUUCCUGGAGUUCCUGCAGAGAGUGGACCUCGCAGAGGCCUGGAUCCAGGAGAAGGAGGUGAUGGUGAGUGCUGGUGACCUGGGCCAGGACCUUGAGCACUGCCUGCAGCUCCGAAGGCGGCUCCACGAGUUCCAAGGAGCUUCUGCUGGGGACACAGUGGGUGAUGCCCACAUCAGGAGCAUCAGUGACUUGUCACUCCAGCUCAAGAGCCGGGACCCUGAGGAAGUCAAGAUCAUCUGCCAGCGGCGAAGCCAGCUCAACAACAGGUGGGCAAGUUUCCAUGGCAACCUGCUCCGGUACCAGCAGCAGCUCGAAGGGGCCCUGGAGAUACACACACUGUCACGAGAGCUGGACAAUGUCACCGAGAGGAUUCGGGAGAAGGAUGCGUUGAUCCAGGCCCUGGACUGUGGGAAGGAUCUGGAGAGCAUGCAGAGGCUGCUGUGGAAACAUGAGGAGCUGGAGCGGGAAAUUCACCCCAUCCAGACCCAGGUGGAGUCCCUAGAGCAUGAGGUGGGCCUCCUCUGCCAGAGAAGCCCUGAGGCAGCCCAUGGCCUCAGGCACAGGCAGCAGGAGAUGACCAGCAGCUGGUGGCAGCUCCGGAGCAGGGCCCAGAAGCGGAGAGAGGCGCUGGAUGCCUUGCACCAAGCUCAGAACCUCCAGGCAAUGCUGCAGAAAUUGCUAGUCGGUGCCCAAAGGCUGCGGACUCAGAUGGAUGUGAGCCCCACUCCUCGCAGCCCUGUGGAAGCCCGGCGAAUGUUAGAAGAGCACCAGGAGCACAAGGCCGAGCUGGACUCCUGGACAGACAGCAUCAGCCUGGCCCGAAGCACUGGGCAGCGGCUACUCACAGCAGGGCACCCGUCUACCCCUGACAUUCGCCAGGCCCUAGCUGGCUUAGAACAGGAGCUGAGCAGCCUGGAAAGGGCCUGGCAGGAACACCAGCAGCAGCUGCAGCAGGCCCUGGAGCUACAGCUGUUUCUAAGCUCUGUGGAGAAGAUGGAACGUUGGCUUUGCAGCAAGGAAGACGCCCCAGGCAGUGAGGUUCUGUGGGACCCCUCCGCCCCCGUGGAGCCUCUUCUGUGGAAGCACAAGAUGCUGGAGCAGGACUUGGAGGCACAGGCGGGAAAGAUCAGCGCUCUGGAGGCCGCAGCCCACAGCCUACAGCAGGGUGGACACCCCAAGGCCCAGAGUGCCCUGGGCAGGUGCCAGGCCAUGCUCCUAAGGAAGGAAGCGCUCUUCAGACAGGCCAGGACCCGCCGCCACCGCCUGGAGGAGCUCCAGCAGCUGCAGGCCUUCCUGCAGGACUCCCAGGAGGCGGCUGCAUGGCUGAGGGAGAAGAACCUGGUGGCCCUGGAGGAGGGUUUGCUAGACCCAGCCACACUGCCGGCGCAGAUGCGGAAGCAGCAGAAUUUCCAGGCCGAGCUGGACGUGAGCAUGCACCAACAGCAGGAGCUGCAGCGGGAGGGACAGAAGUUGCUGCAGAUGGGCCCCCCAGCCUCGGAGGCCAUCCAGCAGCGACUGCAGGAGCUGGGAGCGCUCUGGGGUGAGCUGCAAGCCAACUUCCAGAAAAAAGCAGCUAAGCUUCAAAAGGCCUGUGAGGCCCAGUGUCUGCGGCGGAGCAUGGAGGAACUGUCAAGCUGGCUGGAUCCCAUUGACGUUGAGCUGAGAGCCCCCAUUGGGGGCCAGGCCUUGCCUGGGGUGGGCGAGCUCCUGGGCACACAGGUGGAGCUGGAGGCAGCCAUGGAUAAGAAGGCCAGGCAGGCUGAGGCGCUGCUGGGCCAGGCCCAGGCCUUGGUGAGGGAAGGCCACUGGCUUGCCCAGGAUGUGGAAGAGCAGGCCUGGCAGCUGCUCCAGAGGGUCAAGAGCCUGCGGGAGCCCCUACAGGAGCGCAGGACAGCCCUGGAAGCCCAGAGCCUCCUCUUGCAGUUCUUCAGGGAUGCCGACGAGGAAAUGGCCUGGGUGCAGGAGAAGCUGCCUCUGGCCACUUCCCAGGACUAUGGCCAGAGUCUGAGUGCAGUGCGGCAGCUGCAGGAGCAGCACCAGAACCUGGAGAGAGAGAUGAGCAGCCAUGAGGCUCUGACCCGGGUGGUGCUGGGCACCGGGCAUAAGCUGGUACAGGCUGGGCACUUUGCUGCCCAUGAGGUGGCCGCCCGCGUGCAGCAGCUGGAGAAGGCUGUGGGCCGCCUGCAGGCAGAAGCGGUACGGAGGCGGCUUCUGCUGCAGGAGGCUCAGGAGGCCCAGCAGUUUCUGACUGAGCUCCUGGAGGCAGGAUCCUGGCUGGCCGAGCGGGGCCAUGUCCUGGACAGUGAGGACGUGGGCCACAGUGCUGAGGCCACCCAGGCCCUACUGCGGCGACUAGAGGCCACUAGGAGAGACCUGGAAGCGUUCAGCCCACACAUCGAGAGGUUGCAGCAGACAGCGGCACACCUGGAGAGCAGGAAGAACCCAGAAAGCCCCAGGGUGCUAGCCCAGCUACAGGCGGUGCGGGAGGCCCAUGCAGAGCUGCUGCGGAGGGCGGAGGGCAGGGGGCACGGCCUGCAGGAGCAGCUGCAGCUCCACCAGCUGGAGCGAGAGACCCUGCUCCUCCAUGCCUGGCUGACCACCAAGGCAGCCACUGCCGAGUCCCGGGACUACGGGCAGGACCUGGAAGGCGUCACGGUGCUGGAAGAGCAAUUUGAUGCUUUCAGAAAGGAAGUUCAGAGCUUGGGCCAGGCCAAGGUGCAGGCCCUGAGGAAGUUGGCAGGCACCCUGGAGCGGGGCGCACCCAGGAGUUAUCCCCACAUCCAAGCCCAGAGGAGCCGUAUUGAGGCCGCUUGGGAGAGGCUGGACAAGGCAAUACAAGCCCGCACAGAGAACUUGGCUGCAGCCCAUGAGGUCUACACCUUUGAGCAGGCAGUGGCCGAGCUGCAAGGAAGGAUGAGGGAGAAGACAGCCCUGAUGAAGGGGGAGGAUGGAGGUCACAGCCAGUCAUCUGUGCAGACCCUGCAGCAGCAGCAGAGGCGUCUGGAGAGAGAGCUGGCAGCUAUGGAGAAGGAGGUGGCACGGGUGCACAUGGAAGCCGGCCGACUGGGCCAGCUGCAUCCUGCGGCUCAGGGGGGGCUGGCCGAGCGGCUGGCCAAGGUGCAGGAGGCCUGGGCCACCCUGCAGCUGAAGGCCCAGGAGAGAGGCCGGUGGCUGGCACAGGCUGCAGAGGGCCAUGUCUUCCUCGGGCGCUGCCGGGAACUGCUAGCACGGGCACAGGAGAGGCAGGAGCUGGCAUCCUCCGAGGAGCUGGCUGAGGAUGUGGCGGGGGCUGAACAGCUCCUUGAGCAGCAUGAGGAGCUGGGGCAAGAAAUCAAGGAGUGCUGCCUUCAAGCCCAGGACCUGUGGCAGGAAGGACAGCAGCUGGUAGAUGACAGCCACUUCAUGUCCCUGGAGGUGACAGAGUGUCUACAGGAGCUGGAAGGUCGGCUGCAGGAGCUACAGGAGGCCUGGGCCCUGCGCCAGCAAUGCUGUGCCAAGAGCUGGGGCCUACAGAAGCUUAGGCAGGAGCUGGAGCAGGCUGAGGCCUGGCUGGCCUCCCGGGAAGGCCUCCUGCUGGAGCCCGACUAUGGGCACUCAGUGUCAGAUGUGGAGCUGCUGCUGCACAGACACCAGGACUUAGAAAAGCUGCUGGCAGCCCAAGAAGAGAAGUUUGCCCAAAUGCAGAGGAAGACAGAGAUGGAACAGGAGCUGCUGCUGCCACUGCAGGAGCUGAAACCCAGGAGAGCUGGCAGCUUACUGACAUCCUUUCAGUGGAGGAUCUCUGGACACCAGGGGCCAGGAGCACAGCUGGCUGAGACAGAGGGUCCACAGAAUGCAGAGGGUACUCCCACCAUGGAGGGGUCUUUGGAGUUCAAGCAGCAGUUGCUGCCUGGCGGGAAGCAGCCCAGCUCCAGCUCCUGGGACAGCUGCCGUGGGGCCUUGCACAGCAGCUCCCUGAGCCUGUUCCUGGAUGAGAGGAUGGCAGCGGAGAAAGUAGCUUCCAUGGUCCUCCUUGACCUCACAGGAGCCCAGUGUGAGAGGCUGUGGGGCCACCAUGGCAGGAAACACACUUUCUCCUUAAGGCUGACCAGUGGGGCAGAGAUCCUGUUUGCGGCACCGUCGGAAGAGCAGGCUGAGAGCUGGUGGCGAGCCCUGGCCAGUGCUGCAGCCCAGAGUCCGAGCCUGGAACUCAAAGCCAAACCUGUCAGCUCUUUGAAUGAGUGUGCGGCCGAGGAUGCCCAGCCUGGAUGUCUAGGCAGUGGCCCACAGGCUCACUUCCCUGAUUCCUUCCUCUCCAAGGCACAGAACAUCGGCAGGACAGCCAGACCCUGCCCCACCCUUGCCGUAACCCGUUUUCUACUGAUCCUCCCCUACCUUCCACCAUCCCCAGUGCACCGCAAUGGAGAGGGCCCGGGGUGA
Messenger RNA from Callithrix jacchus (white-tufted-ear marmoset), 10425 nucleotides. The record is from RefSeq and is a predicted model, not a curated record. NCBI's taxonomy places the organism in Eukaryota, Metazoa, Chordata, Mammalia, Primates, Cebidae.